ACGGCGGAUAUCUGGAAAGCCGAGGCGUCCAUUUCUCUGACCACCACCGCCACCACCUUCGACUUCUCUUCCCCGCCGUCUCUCAAAACUAUAUGUGGAGCGACCGCACCACCAUCUUCUCUCCUCCAAACUUCAAGAAGCGAAACUAGGUUAUUCUCCUUAAAGAACUCAAAUUUACUUUCCAAUCUUUCUCGAUCGGGUUAUUCAUGCCACAUGAUGGAGGAUUCUAGGGGUAGAAAGACUGCUUGUGGGAUAAUCAUUAGCAAAGGUGGAUGCAGCAUUACUUAUAGAGAACAGAAGUGCCAUGAUAGAAGCAUCCGCUAUUGUAGCCGGUUAGGAUGCUGUGCUAGUCUCCAUUCGAAGAAGCAUGUAGCAGAACAAGAAAAAAAAUCCCUUCGCUCUAGCUCAUUCAAAUCAUUGUCUUCAAUUGGUUUUAAAGAACCUAGAUUGGAGCAAAGAUCUAAUGAGGAUGUUGCAGAAAGUAGUAGAUCUUUGGAUGCAAAAUGUUCAGAUUCCAACAGAAGAUUAGGGAAGAAAGAAAAAUCACCCUGUCUCGUUUUAAAACCAUUAGUUGAAUCUGCUAAGAUUCGUCGGUGUUCAGAAAAUGCAACUGUAGGAGUGGGAUCCUGCAGUAUGAAAUUGAGCUCCAGAUCAAUUAAGGAACUAUCUAGACAUCCCAGAUAUAGACUUGGAGAAAAUUCAAGCAAAUCUAGAGGCAUCACCAUGAGCCCUUCACAAACUUUACCGGACAUGUCAUCGAGGUCCAAGGAGCAUGGCAUGAAUAAUCUUGGACAAGCAGAUGCAUCUGACCUUCUCAUGUCAAAUCUCAACUCUGCUACUUCUGCAAUUGGCAGAAUCGAAAAUGUUUCAAGGAGAUUCGUUAGAAGUGGUGGGUCCAGAGGCAAAAGCAUUACCUUAUCCUCUAAGGGAGCAAAUUCAGGUUCAUCAAGCACGGGUUCUUCAAGUCUGAGUGUAACUCUUCGAGAAAAUUUAACUUCUCAUCAAAAUUCAAGAGGUUCCAGAAAUAAGUCUGCCAGUUUGAGUGUUGCUUCAGUUAGAACAAGGCAUGCACCUAAUCCUAGUAUUAGAACAAGACCCUUAGGGCUAGUAGAUCGGUCUGGGCCUAUGCUAACAGAUCCUCUAAGCGAAUUACGAACUGGCCAAAGAUCAUCAAGAUCAUUAAGAGAUGGCUAUCCACGCUUAAACACUGAAAGUAUUGCUGAGGUGCUGUUGGAACUUGAGAGUGAACAAGAUGAAGGUUUGACAUACGAGCAAUUAUCAUUCCUUGGAAAUCAUUUGUUUUUGGAUAGCCUGAUCCAUGACCAAUACAGAGACAUGAGGAUGGACAUCGAUAACAUGACAUAUGAGGAGUUAUUAGCACUGGGAGAGAAAAUAGGCACGGUAAGCACGGCCCUCACAGAGGAAGCUUUAUCGAAAUGCUUGAAGAGGAGCAAAUAUGUGCCUAUUUCUUCGAUACCCGGAUUGUCUUCUCUCAGUGAAAGCAAUGCCAAAUGCACUAUCUGCCAGGAAGAAUGGAUGGUUGACGACGAGUUGGGCACAUUGGGGUGCGAGCAUUUCUACCAUGUUCAAUGUAUCGACCAAUGGCUUCGGUUGAAAAACUGGUGUCCCAUCUGCAAAGCCUCAGUUUCUCCUACCUCAUGAACACAAAACCGCUUGUAGUUUACUUCCCCAUAGAAGAAGCAGACUUCAAGUUUCCAUUGCUCAUUGAAAAUUCUCAACAUUUUGUAGAUAACGAACAUUCUUGUCGAUUUUUUUCUCUCUCUCUUUUAAACAUAGAUAUUCUCAAUAAUUCAAUAGAUACAUUUGAUUCUUCUUGUCGAA
Zingiber officinale is the source of this 1842-nucleotide messenger RNA. Its product is annotated as probable E3 ubiquitin-protein ligase RHG1A. Bases 214 to 1662 code for a protein of 482 amino acids. Gene Ontology annotation, molecular function: ubiquitin protein ligase activity. The transcript has 6 exons. The record is from RefSeq and is a predicted model, not a curated record. NCBI's taxonomy places the organism in Eukaryota, Viridiplantae, Streptophyta, Magnoliopsida, Zingiberales, Zingiberaceae.